AUGUCCAUUCCCGGUCUAGGACAGAUCCCCGUCCAGACCACCGCAAGCACCACCCGCACAUUCAAGCUCGCACCGCUGUCAGAAUGGCGCUUCUCCGUUUCGCAGCCGGCUGUCAAGGUCCGCGUGCUGUCCGGCACGGCUGAGCGCGACGGCACGGAGCUGGCCACCAGCCAGACCUACAGCUUCGCUGGGACGCAGUCCAAGAUCCUAACGUGGCCCGGCUGCGAGCUCGAAGUGGAAGGCGCAUGCGACCAUGACGAGGUCGUCCCGGGGGGUGUCAAGAGCGAUGCCCGAAGCGGUGCCAACGCCGCCCAGUCGCCCAUGAUUUCCUACAUGAACCUCCAUUUGCUGCUGGCGUCCCAGCGUGCCACGGCCGCGUCGGUGCCCCGUGGCAGCCCGGGCUCGGCAGGGCCACGACUCCUCGUCUGCGGACCUCCUCACUCGGGGCGCACGAGCUUGGUGCGCAUGCUCACGGCAUGGGCGACCAAGAUGGCUAGCUUCGCGCCGCCGCCACCACCACCACCACAGCCAUACCAACAGCCACAACAGCCGCCGCCGCCGCCGCCGCCACACUACCAGCAGCCGUGCGUGGUCAAUGUCGACCCGCAGGAAGGCCUCUUGAGCCUACCGGGGACGUUGAGUGCGGCCGUGUUUGCGACGCUCAUGGACCUCGAGACCGAGGGCGGUUCGGGCUGGGGCGGUGCACCCAGCAGCGGCCCCAGCGCCGUGCCCGUCAAGCUGCCGCUCGUCUACAACUACGGCUAUGCACGGCCCAGCGAUGCGCCAGAUCUGUACCGCGGACUCGUGACACGGUUAGCAGGUGCCGUCGCAUCGCGCGCGUCGGAGGACGCCAAUGUGGCGGCCAGCGGUCUCUUGAUCGACACGCCGGCCGUGACGGCCGACGAGAGUGGCAAGGCAAACGGCAAUAACAAAAACAACAACAACGGCAAAUUCGGCCAUUUAAUGUCCAUGGAUCUGCUGGCCCACAUCAUCGACGAGUUCUCUGUGAACCUGGUGGUUGUGCUCGGCGACGGCGCAGCCAGCACGGCCAUCCAGCAGGCCCUGACCAACCGCUUCCAGGGCGAGACAACGACCUUCGGCGAGCCCAUACAGAUCGUCCAACUCGACGCCUCCGACGGCGUGGUCGACCGUAGCGAUGCUGUUGAGCAGCAGCAGCGGGAGGCGUGCAUCAAGGAGUACUUUUUCGGCGAUGCCAAACGGACGCUGAGUCCGUACACGCAGCAAGUCGACGCCGACGCCUUGACCGUGCUGCGCCUGCCGCCGGGAGACAAUGCCGCGCGUGCCAACGGCGCUGGUGGCUCUGGUGACGAUGGCCACGAUGGCGACGCGGGUGUUGACGACGGGCCCGACGAAGAGGGCGCCAUCGGCGAGCACAACCUCGAAAAAGUGGACGCGGGCCCGUCGCUGGCGCAUUGGACGCUGGCUGUGAUGAACGCGGGACUGCACGACCCGCCGGACGUGAUCCAGCACGCCCCUGUGCUUGGUUUCGUGUACGUGGCCGAAGUCGAUGCCGAGCGGCGCAAGGUGCGCGUCUUGGCGCCGCUCAGUGGACGCCUGGGCGACCGGCCACUCGUGUUUGGGCGGUGGCCGGAACCGUACAUCAACCUGGUCGGGUGA
Sporothrix brasiliensis 5110 is the source of this 1638-nucleotide messenger RNA. RefSeq names its product mRNA cleavage factor complex 2 protein. Gene Ontology annotation, cellular component: mRNA cleavage factor complex; nucleus. The record is from RefSeq and is a predicted model, not a curated record. Lineage: Eukaryota; Fungi; Ascomycota; Sordariomycetes; Ophiostomatales; Ophiostomataceae. The transcript has 2 exons. The coding region runs from base 1 to 1638 and encodes 545 amino acids. Gene Ontology annotation, molecular function: polynucleotide 5'-hydroxyl-kinase activity. Gene Ontology annotation, biological process: tRNA splicing, via endonucleolytic cleavage and ligation.